Miscanthus lutarioriparius is the source of this 1143-nucleotide messenger RNA. Lineage: Eukaryota; Viridiplantae; Streptophyta; Magnoliopsida; Poales; Poaceae. The record is from the annotation of a GenBank genome assembly.
AUGGCGGAUGAACUACGCUCUACGUUUGUGGUCCAGAAGGUCCAUGGGCAGUCCGUGCUAUUGAGCAGAAUCUCUUCCUAUUCUGCCAUGAACAACCCUGUAUUCAACAAUGCCUAUUCUGCUUACAAUGCGCCCCGGAGGUCAUAUCAUGGGAUGAAUGCAACUGUUGGACUCUCGUCUGUCAUGGCACCAUCCCCUGUCUUCGCUUCUGCCCCAAAAGAGAAAGGCUUUUCUGGAUUUAUGAUCGACUUUAUGAUGGGUGGAGUUUCUGCUGCUGUCUCCAAGACAGCUGCUGCUCCGAUUGAGCGUGUCAAGCUUUUGAUUCAGAACCAAGAUGAAAUGCUUAAGACUGGCAGGCUUUCUGAACCCUACAAGGGUAUUGGGGACUGCUUUGGCCGGACAAUCAGAGAUGAGGGUUUUGUCUCACUGUGGAGAGGGAACACAGCUAAUGUCAUCCGUUACUUCCCCACACAGGCAUUGAACUUUGCGUUCAAGGAUCACUUCAAGCGCAUGUUCAACUUUAAGAAGGACAAGGAUGGGUACUGGAAGUGGUUUGCUGGAAAUCUGGCUUCUGGAGGAGCUGCUGGUGCUUGCUCUCUAUUCUUUGUGUAUUCUCUGGAUUAUGCUCGUACACGUUUGGCCAAUGAUGCCAAGGCUGCAAAGAAGGGUGGUGAGAGGCAGUUCAAUGGACUUGUUGAUGUUUACCGCAAGACCCUUGCCAGUGAUGGUAUUCGUGGCCUCUACCGUGGAUUCAAUAUCUCUUGUGUGGGGAUCAUUGUGUACCGAGGUCUUUACUUCGGUAUGUAUGACUCCCUGAAGCCAGUGCUCCUUGUUGGUACCCUGCAGGACAACUUCUUAGCCAGCUUCUUGCUCGGCUGGGGUAUAACCAUUGGUGCUGGCCUUGCCUCGUACCCCAUUGAUACUGUUCGCCGUCGCAUGAUGAUGACAUCUGGUGAGGCCGUCAAGUACAACAGCUCCUUGGAUGCUUUCAAGCAGAUUGUCGCAAAGGAGGGUACCAAGUCCCUUUUCAAGGGUGCUGGCGCAAACAUCCUCCGUGCUGUCGCUGGUGCUGGUGUCCUUGCUGGGUACGACAAGCUCCAGGUGAUUGCCUUCGGCAAGAAGUACGGGUCUGGUGGGGGCUAA